Messenger RNA from Acaromyces ingoldii, 1011 nucleotides. RefSeq lists its product as hypothetical. Gene Ontology annotation, molecular function: GTPase activity. The transcript is spliced from 3 exons. The record is from RefSeq and is a predicted model, not a curated record. Lineage: Eukaryota; Fungi; Basidiomycota; Exobasidiomycetes; Exobasidiales; Cryptobasidiaceae. The coding region runs from base 36 to 911 and encodes 291 amino acids.
UUGAGAGGUCUGGUCUGGAAGACGACGACGGCAAGAUGGGACGUUACGCCGUCCUCGUAACAGGCCCGGCGGGCUCUGGGAAAUCAACGCUGUGCUCUUCCCUCAUCACGCACGCCCAGGCACAGGGCAGGAGCAUGCACCUCUUCAACAUGGACCCGGCCGCGGAGAAUUUCGAAUACGAGCCCUCGAUUGAUAUCCGGGACCUCAUCUCCCUCGAGGAUGUCAUGGAUGAGAUGCAGCUGGGCCCCAAUGGCGGUCUCGUCUUCUGCUUCGAGUACCUGAUGAACAACCUCGACUGGCUCGAGGAACAGCUCAACAACGCCUUCGAGACCGAUUACCUCAUCAUCGACUGCCCUGGCCAGAUUGAGCUCUACACCCACACCUCGCUCCUCUCGCGCUUCGUCAACCUUCUCACACAGAACUUCAACUAUCGGCUAUGUGCCCUCUACCUACUCGAGUCCAACUUCGUAGAUGAUGCGCCCAAGUUCUUUGCGGGGACGCUGAGCGCAAUGAGCACCAUGAUCAACCUCGAGGUGGCGCAGAUCAAUGUCAUGAGCAAGAUGGACCUUGUCAAGCGCGGCGAGACCGGCGAGACAAAGGGCCUUCUCGGCAGAGCGGGGCGGACAGGGAAAGAUAUGGAUCGCUUCCUCGAGCCAGACCCAUUGCUUCUCGUCGGCGAAGCCAAUCAAAAGACAAAUCCGCGUUUCCACGCCCUCAAUCAAGCCAUUGUCCAGCUAAUCGACGACUUCAGCAUGGUCUCCUUCAUGCCCCUCGAUGCAACCGACGAAGAGAGCGUCGGCGCGCUCCUCUCGCACGUCGACAAUGCAAUGCAGUACGGCGAGGACGAAGAGCCAAAGGAGCCAAAGGACAUGGACAUGGGAGACUUUGCAGAUGCCGACAAUGAGGUUUAGAAAGGAAAAGGAAAGAGUCAUAAUCUGUAUCAUACCAAUCGUGCAAUCCACCCGUCUUCACAGGCGAGCACCGAAUGGCUCCUGACAGCGCACAAGCUCA